AGUGCUGUGGUGAACUGCCUAGAGUGAGGACGUGUGUCGCUCCGCCCUUGUACCCGUUCGCUCCUGGAAAUCGCUGGGAAAUGAGCGACUAAGUGGAUCCGUGUGCUGUGAGUGCUUGGUAGGAGCGAUGAGUCGGCGCCUGAGGACAGUGUGUUCCGUGCCGCGUGUGACUGCCCGUGCCGCCCUCCCUCCCGCCGCGGCGAUGCAGUAGUGGGUAUCGGGGGUCACGCCGCCGAGGGUAACCUAUGUUAGCAAGCACCGCCGAGCCUCGUAUCAAGCAGCCAGACUGACCAUGUGGUGUUUAUAGGGUCAAAGGUCAGCCGAGGAAGCCGUGAGCACGAUGACCCUGCAUAGCGAGGCGACACACGCGGCGGGACGGACCUUGUGAGGCGCCCAUGAGGUUGUGUGGCGUCGGCUCGGCGUCUCGAGCGAGUUAGGUGGGUGUGGCCUCAUGCUGCCUCACUUCCCCGCCCUCCUGCUCCUCCUCGUUUCCUCCGGAGGGUCGGACUUGUCUCACUCCCCUCCUCCCCCAUGGAAGCUCCCCGCCCCGAGCCGUCCGUCCCCGCCGCCGCCCCCCGCCGGGCCCCCGCAGCGUGGUCACGGCGCAGACACACUCACUUCCUCCACACCGGAAAUUAAAGUCAGAAGCGAAGUUCUUUCAGAUGCGGCCGACCACCUCCCGCGUCCCUCUGGCGGCCACCGUGACGCCUCGCCCGCCGGUAGCUCCGGGGCUGUGGCGAGGGAGGGGCCGCUCGCCCUUCACCAGAGCCGGAUGACCUCCCACCAGCCAGCCUAUCAGUCCCCCACGGCGGAGCUAAGCACACGCUCACGGGCCAGGCCGGGCCCCAGCGGAGACGUCAACACCUGGGUAAUUAGAGCAGCGUCGAGGGCAGAGCCGCGCCACGCUAAUCACCGCCUCGCCCCCCUCAAGCCUUCCAUCAACGACGCGAGAGGCGGCCUGCCGCGCGACGCCCCCGAAAACGCCAGUUACUUGAACACGGACGCGCCGGGGCGAUGGAGUCAGCCUCACGCCCUUAUGGAGUCCAGCCAUCAGGGCGCUUCUCCUCCCCUUCCUGUCUUAUCUGCUCCCGUUGCUCACGAUGUAAACUCGCGCCACAAUUACUUUACCACCUCGGCCGCCAGGGAUUCCGCGCCCUCGGGACAGCCCUCCCUAAAUGAAAUAACGACAAAGGGUUCCUCGGGUCGGGGCGGCAGAGAACAAGGUCACAUCACUGCUGCAGCGACUCAACGACAGAGGAUCAGACUGAACGGUGACGUUACGGACGCUAAGACUCACAGCUCGAGAUCUAGUGGACGCACGCAAGACUCCUGGACUGAGGAAGAUCAUACAACGCAAAACAAUGCAUCAGCGAAAAGUGUAAGGAGCUUAGACGCGGUUCAGAUGAGGCGCGAAAUAGGUGGAGUGGAAAACGGAAAAGACGAACCCGAGGAAGGAGAAACAAGAGAGGAAGCAAGGAGAGAAGGAGAAGAAGGCAUCGACCUCAGCCGCUCUUCCCCCGCCUCCUCUGCCCCACUUCCUCCCCAACGCACGGGGCCCCGGAUCCCCAGUGUAUUAAGAGACCAGACCAGACACUCCCCGAUAAUCCUCAUGAGCGAUAACCCCGGAGGCGCGUCGGUGGCAAAAACUGAGCCCUCGAGCAUCGUUUUUGGCCGAGAAGGAAAUUCCGUGGAGGAAGUUGCUGGCGCGGCACUUAGCAAGACUUGGAGGAGUGGGAGCGAGAGGCAGAGAACACCAGUAACAGUCCAGGGCGCGGCGAGCAGCAACAAAACAGCCAAGAAUUCAUUAUUUAAGGUCGACAGAGCAGGCAAAGAAGCUGGCGUGAGGGGGAGCAGUCCAAGGUCCGCCCAGCGUGAGAAACGAGAGCCAGAAGAGACGGGGAAAAAUGGGUUUGUGGUCGUUGGCGCUGAGGCUGCUGGAGGUCACUGGGACAUGGCGGAGGGCCAAGGCCAAGGCGCGGGGACGGGACGAAGGACAGAGGCAAGGGAAAGAAGGAUGACUGGCGAGGCGGGGCACUUUGAGGACGGAAGGAGGAAAAAGACCAUGCAGGGCCAUUACAGCGAACGUUUAAACCCAUCAGUAAUUACAGUUCUUGAAGGGCAGCCGCCUGUCACAUUGGAGGAGGGGGAGGAGGCGCCACAGAAGGGGAGGAGGAGGCGUGUGAAGCGAUGGUCGUCGGUGCAGGAGUCUUACAACAACCUCGAGCCGGAUAUGUACUCGCGGGUAUUCCCAGGGAGUUACCCGUUCGUGUACAGCAGCUACAACCCCGCCGAGGCUCUGCAGGGCGGCUCACAGGGCGGCGCCGAGGACAGCCACGCCCUGCUGCCUCGAGGCUCCCAAGACACCAGGUUUGAGAGGAAGUCACGGGCGUCGGGUGUUCAUGCAGGACGGUCCUCGGCACGCGUCAAGGGGGUCAACAAACACGCGAGGGGUGAGCGGGGCUACACCAAGACGCCCCAGCAGCGCCACGCCCGCAGCAGGAACAGAGCCAAGAGAAAAGGUGAGUGUUCCUUCCCUUGUUAUCUCUUCUAACCUGACCUUCCUUAGGAGUCCACACAGCAGUCCCUUCCAAAGCUUCCUUGAUGAUCCUUCCCCUUUACCUGUUUUGACCUGACCUUUCUUAGCUAUCAGCACACCCUUCCUUUCUACAGCUUCCUCGAUGUUACUUCCCUUGUUACUUGUUAUUACCUGUCCUUCCUAACAGUCAGUACAAUUAUCUUUUCUUUACACAGCUUCCUCUGUUUUCCUUCCUCCGUUACGGGAACUUUUAAGGCUGCAAACGUAACGGCAGGUUACUCUCGCUUGUAAUACCUCCAUAAUGCUCUUACGUUCGACUUUGCCUCCAUUACUCACUGACUGCCUCACUUUUCUAAGCAUUCGACAUAACCGUCAGUUUCAGAUUCUUCACACUCAUAAUACCCCAACAAAAAGCGUAAAGCAGCGCCACUAAAGAUCAUAAUUCCUAUUCAUUCAAGUGACACCAAUGUAAUAUUUCCUCAUUUAUUAACAAACUGCUUUAUCUUAUUGCAGACUUAACCGGGUAUUCACAUUAUGUUGUACUUUACCUUAACCUAUCAGUGAUCAAAAUUACUAUACGUUACUACAAUACCUAAAGAGUAAAUUUAUCCAAAGUACCUGAAGUAGAAAAUAAAAGGGAGGAAAAUUAUAAGAUAAUCUGGAAGCCGUGUAGGAUGCCUUUCCCGGAAGGGGCUAAUACGAUACCUUACCUUUAAAACAUAUGAGCCUCGCAAAGA
Messenger RNA from Eriocheir sinensis (Chinese mitten crab), 3273 nucleotides. Its product is annotated as filaggrin-like. The coding region runs from base 452 to 2551 and encodes 699 amino acids. The transcript is spliced from 2 exons. Lineage: Eukaryota; Metazoa; Arthropoda; Malacostraca; Decapoda; Varunidae. The record is from RefSeq and is a predicted model, not a curated record.